GACCGGUCUUUUGUAUACGUUCAUAUAUAUCAUGCACGGCGAGUGUCGAUGUAAUAUGCUUUUACGGAAGUGAUAGUGUAUGGUCUUCUUUGGAAGUUAGUUGGAGUAUACACGACCUUCUUUAAAGCCAAUAUCUUGAAAUUUAUUGGUUUUCGAGCUGUAAUGAAAAUGACGGGAAAAGAUCCUGUACAACUUUUACGAUACAUGCAAGAUGCCAGUUCCCAGCUGACAAACGAGAUCCAGCAACUCCGAAGUGGAGCUUACCGCAAACUAUAUCAGCAGACUCGAAGUUUUAUAGAUGCGCUGCAGCGGAGUCCACAGGCCCAGACCACCAUGUAUGGGCCUAGCGUUAGGACAAUUACCGAGGUUCGACAAUGUUACGAGCAUUCAAAGAUACUCGACGCGGAUCGUCCUACACAUUUCACCUCCGUUCUCGAGUUGUUUCUCGAUUUAGUUGAUCAUCUGCAGAUGUUAGCUGGUCGAGCCACAGAUUGGAUCGGUGAGCCUGUCAUGGAAUUAACUGUUCACCCGAAGCAAGAGGAACUGUGCAGUAAAAUCAGUGAUGAACUAAGAUUUUGGAUACAAUUCACUGAUGAAGAAAACGAUUUCACAGAGCUCCAUAAACAUAAAACUUUAGAAGAGUUCCGUGGUUUAAACUCAGGUGAAGUUCCUGUAUGGGGCGCAGUAGUGAACCUUGUGCCAGUCCUGCUCAAAUCAGCAGAAAUUAUCGCUGAUCAACAAACGAAGUGGUCAAGCAUAACUGGGCGUCUCGGUAUGGGUAUCUACAGCCAACAAUGUAAAGACAGUGCUGAACAAAAUGGCGAUGGAGGUUCACGAGGGUCGUCUGGUAGAUCGUCAGCAGGAUCGAGUGGUAAAUCAUCCAAUAAAAAGAAACCAAAGAAAACAUACGCCGAUCAAGUUGACCAGAGGAACAAAGGAAAGAUGUCUUUACAUGAGCGGCCACCAUGGAAACCAUCAUCCACUAUUCCUCACAAUCUUUUCCCGAAAUUACAUAUUCACCUUAGUGACCCUAGCAAAAAUUUCUAGAUGAGUCAUGAUGCCACCUUUAAAAUUUAAUUGGUUGGAGGCAUGCAUAUUCAACAAGGAACAACGGAAUAUUCCUUUUGGGGGGCCUUAAUUUAAUUCCGUUAUCCUGCAUUUAAGUUGUUGUUUUCAGUACUACUAUGAUGCGGUCGCCAUUGCGAUUACUAUUUUGUUAUGCGUUUUAGAGUUUCGUUUUAAACAAAAUUUCCUAUUCACUGAAAGUAAGUAUUAGAAUAAGUAAUAGACCUAACUUUACUGUGUACAAUGAGAGAAUACGUUUAUAUCUCAGUUUAAUUAUGAUCAGCUGUUGUAGUAAUACUCUCGUAACUCAAAUUCGCAUGAUGACGCUUAGAAAUCUGAAGUGAUUGCGAUGUUUGUUAUAGAUCGGAUGUCAAAUUAUUAUUUUAGUUAUUUUAGUAUCGAUCUUGAACGAGUUGUACGCGUCAAUUAAUAAUAAUACGAGUUUAAUUCCUCUUCAGUUUUAUCGUCAGUAUCAUUUUACUAAAUCGUAUUUUAAUAAUAACAUGUACACUUUCGUCAUCCUUAUACAAUUGCCAUAAACGACAGCGGAUGUGCAAAUUAUAUUUCGUAAUAUCGCCACGAUUUAAUGUGCACCGUGAUUUAGAAGUAAAAUAUAUCAGGUUUAAUGUAUUAUAGGCUUAGUAUGUUUAUAGUAUGUAUAUAUUCUAACGAUUCGAUUUUACUUGAUAGUUAUAAACUUCAUAAGAUAUCCAUAAGAUAUUUCAAAAUAAAAAAAAACACAAAGA
Anneissia japonica is the source of this 1811-nucleotide messenger RNA. RefSeq lists its product as uncharacterized. The transcript is spliced from 4 exons. The coding region runs from base 163 to 1047 and encodes 294 amino acids. NCBI's taxonomy places the organism in Eukaryota, Metazoa, Echinodermata, Crinoidea, Comatulida, Comatulidae. The record is from RefSeq and is a predicted model, not a curated record.